AUGCGUGGCAAGCAGCACUCGUUUCACCAGGAAGAUACUGCCUGUGAACUAGUCCACCAGAGCAUUGGGCUCCGGUUGGACAGUAACGAUUUUGUGAUUGACGACAAGGAAGUUAUCGAGAGGGUGAAAACGCGGUCGCCAACACCCGUCCUGGCGAACGACGGGUGCUCCGGUACAACCGGAGCUGGUGGCGGCUUUUGGCUGGCCUCGGUGGCCGCGGGGGCAGGUGCUGGGGCCAAUCUGCCUCCGCACGGUACCCAUCCAACCAUGGAUCCAAAUUGCGGUCCUGCCGAGACUGGUUUUAUCAAUAGUCAGCCAUCGAUGGCUGAGCUGUCAGCAAUGCCACAGCUCGGUGGCGACGGCCAACUUCAACACUCACCUGGUACCGUUGGAUCCAUGAGCCCUGGCAGUCAUCAUCCUAAUUAUCAUAUUAUGAUGGAUCCACAUGGGGUGCAGGAUCCUUCUGGUGUCAAUGUGCCCGAAUAUCCGUGGAUGAAGGAGAAAAAAACGACGAGGAAGAGCAGUCAGCAAGAAAAUGGCCUGCCCAGGAGAUUACGUACCGCCUACACAAAUACCCAGUUACUCGAGUUGGAGAAGGAGUUUCACUUCAACAAGUACCUAUGUCGACCGAGGAGAAUUGAAAUAGCGGCGUCCCUGGAUCUAACGGAAAGGCAGGUGAAAGUAUGGUUUCAAAAUCGUCGGAUGAAGCACAAGAGACAAACACUGAGCAAGGAGGACGGUGAUGAUAAAGACGGAGGAUCGUCGGACGGUGUGGAUAAGCCCAAAGGGGAGAACAUGCUGAUUGACGAGGACGAGAAGAAGAGUUGCCACAACUGUGAUAUUUCCGGAGUUACUGACGUCGGUAGCACUCUCAGCGAGGUGACAGACCUCGGUGCAUCGCGAGUCGGUAGCAAUAAUAAUACACCAAGUGCAACCAACAACAAUAACAAUGGAUCAAACGUAGGAUUUAAUACGAAUAGUAAUGGUGCUAGUAGUGUUGGCAGUACGAACAGUGUGUCGAGCUCUUUCGAGAAGAUAAUGGCUGAUGAGGACUCGAGAUCUAACGACGGUAGCGACGUGACAUCGCCAAGCAUACCGACCAAGAAGAUGAGCGAGGUGCGGAUCAAAGUGGAGGGUGGCCACAAGAGUCCAAAUCCCACCAAGCACCCGGUGAAUGUCUGCAAGAAAUCGCCGUCAUCUAGCACCAAGGAAAUGUGUACAGUGACGAGCAAUGGUGUCCUCCUAGCGAUGCCAGAUUCGACGGUCAGCACACCGGCCCUGCCGAGUCAAGGAUCUAGGAGUUUAACCCCCUCUUCAACCCCCGGAACUCCAGUAUCCGUGCAACUUCAGCAGGGAAGCCCAUUGAAUGUACAAAGCACCCACGGCCCCUACAUGCAGCGGCCAAGGAGCUCCCCGUCAUCCACCAGUUCCGGCGCUAUUCUACACGCCACCUCAAACCCAACUACCAUGCCACCUCACGUAGCGCGGAGUAUCCCCGCAAAUCCGCAGGGGCAUUUUCCACCUCAGCAGAAUUUGUAUCAACCACCUGCUGGUGAUUACAGAAACGGAAUGCCCAUGAACAGACAAAACGUUCCACCAACGAAUCCUCAGAACACUUACUGCAAUCGAGAUACGUAUCAACAGCGCGUGACGUAUCCACCAGAUAUGCACUCGAUGUAUAGACAGAACCCGGCGAUAGCCACGCGAGUUGGUCAUCAUGGGAGAACGGGAUCAACGACCCGGCCGGUUUACAAUCCGUCCAUGCAGUUCCACCAGCAGCAGCAGUCGCAGUACCCCAGCACGGGGGAGUACAAUGGUUAUCCUCAGGGUGGUGCGUCGUAUCACGGCAGCUACCAGCGAAACAUGCACCCGGCGGGAAGCGCUUAUCCGAGUCAAGCUUACCCGAACUCCCAGACUGAUCCGUCGACGGAGGGCUACAUGACCGGAAGUUACGGAUAUCCAACUGGACCAUAUCAUGGGGACAACAUAGGUUCCCACAGCCACACGGCUGUCCCCGUCCAAUCCAGCCAACAUUACUACCCCGAAAUGCAGCAUCAGACGCAACAGCAGCAUGCGGCUGAAGGCUACGCUUCCAUCCAUCCCAACCAGAACGAUUACAGGGGGAGCAAGUGUCAUCCGAACACCUACUACGAGCAGUCGCAGCUGCACGUACAUCAAGGAGGUGAAGCCUCCAGCAUCCCAAAUAGCUAUGUCUCCUCGCCAGAUCCCUUUCCUGUCCCCGGCAUGACCACCACGGCGACGGCAAUCGCCGCGGCAACAGCCGCCGUUAUCACUCCGCCGGACAGCACCGGUCAGGCGGAGACGAACAACGAAAACUACGGCAACUUUGGGGGCUUCUACGGUGAACUUGUUCACGCCACUGCGCCAACACCGUCUGCCGAUAACAGCAACAGCUCGUCGGACUUUAAUUUCCUUAGUAAUCUCGCCAAUGAUUUUGCACCGGAGUACUAUCAGCUCAGUUGA
Diachasma alloeum is the source of this 2484-nucleotide messenger RNA. RefSeq names its product homeotic protein proboscipedia. NCBI's taxonomy places the organism in Eukaryota, Metazoa, Arthropoda, Insecta, Hymenoptera, Braconidae. The transcript is spliced from 3 exons. Gene Ontology annotation, molecular function: DNA binding; DNA-binding transcription factor activity, RNA polymerase II-specific. Gene Ontology annotation, biological process: regulation of DNA-templated transcription. The record is from RefSeq and is a predicted model, not a curated record. The coding region runs from base 1 to 2484 and encodes 827 amino acids.